Cryptomeria japonica (Japanese cedar) is the source of this 663-nucleotide messenger RNA. RefSeq lists its product as uncharacterized. Bases 91 to 468 code for a protein of 125 amino acids. The transcript is spliced from 4 exons. Lineage: Eukaryota; Viridiplantae; Streptophyta; Pinopsida; Cupressales; Cupressaceae. The record is from RefSeq and is a predicted model, not a curated record.
AUGUAAAUCUACCUCACUCAUCAUACUCUGAUUCAUUCUCAAUAGAAGAAAAUUUGUGUAUCAGACCUCCUGCAAAUACUUGAUAUAAUAAUGGCUGUGGUUCCUCAGCCCAUGAAAUUGUUAUUUGUUCAGAUGGGCACUGGUUAUGAUCAGCAUGGGCAGGACAUAACCAUGGCAGCCAUGAGAGCUUGCAAAGAUGCCAUUUGCAAAAAUUGUAUUCCUGCUUUUGGAGGAGGUACCCUUCCAGGGAUAAAUCAGGAAUAUAUGAAGCUAAAGCUGAAGCUUGGAGUUCCUCGUUUCACUAAGAAUUCUCUUGAUCUUGAGCAAGUUAAAGCUGUUUUCCCAUAUGGUGAAGUGAGGGAAAUAGAGGUGGUAGAAGGAGGGCUAGUGUGCUCAACAGGAGAAUACGUGGGAGAGAAACCUGAUGACUGUUAUGUUGUAAAUGCUGCAGUCUAUGUUGGCUACUGAGUAGUUUAUAUAUCCUGCGAUGUGGGUAUCAUCGAUCAUAUAGUGUGUCUGAUCUGUAUAUUACAAUGUAAAUUAUAUUAUACAGUGGAGAAGAUGCUUCAAAAAUUAAAAAAAUGUCAAUUUCAAAGUUGCCUGCUUGGCUUCUAUAUAUCUAUAAAGCAUCCUUUUUAUAUCCGUGCAAGUAAUUUUGCAGGU